This is a messenger RNA of Linnemannia hyalina, 1773 nucleotides long. NCBI's taxonomy places the organism in Eukaryota, Fungi, Mortierellomycota, Mortierellomycetes, Mortierellales, Mortierellaceae. The record is from the annotation of a GenBank genome assembly.
AUGCCCAUCAGAAGAACCUACUGGGCCAUCGGCCUAGUCUUCUUCAUGCUCUUGGUCAUCUCCCACCGCAGGAGCAACUAUACCAACGACGAUGAUAACAGCUUCCCGCCCGAACGCUCACAACAGCAUCAAAAACCGCCACCAGGGGGUGGCAGCGAAGACUCACGCAAGAAACCGCCACCUGGGCCCCCAGUCCUCGAAAAGCCCUACAUCCGCGACCCCGCCGUCCUCGACCACAGCUCCAACAACCCCUCAACAACAUCAUUCAAACCCUUGACGGUCCCAAACACAUCCAACCACUACGACAGCCUAAUCAUCAUCCCCACCAGCUGGACCCAACUCCAGAACCGUGUUUGGGUCCGCGAGACGCUCUUUGGAAUCAAAAACAACCUCGAGCCCUGUGCCCGAUACGAUGGCAAUGUUAUUUACAAGUUUUAUAUCUAUGGACAGUCGACCUGGCUCAAGCAGGGGAUUUAUACGGCUCAGUACAUGCAGGCGCAAGUCCGGAGUCUGCAUGGAGAGUUUAUGGAGUUUGACGAUUGGCAUUUCACGAACCGGACGGUUAAGAGCCGGCAUGCUGUCUGGGGCGAAGCUCUGAACUGGGCCGUGAACACGUUUGUGCCACAGGAAAAGAUCACGGUGGACAAGGUCAUCCUCUUUGACUCGACUUCGAUCGUCAAUGUUCAAAAGCUGGAAUCCCUUGCCAGAGAGGCCACCGCAGGGACUGCGGGAUUGCUCAUGACAUGGGGCGAGACGCCCACCAACCCCUUUGCAGCCCUGGUUUCCUUCCCUGCCGCAACCCAGAUCUUGAAGAACCGGGUCAGCAUUGAGAAGGACGGGACGUUCAUGGACUUGAUCACCGCUGCGUCGAUUUACUAUAACAGUCAGAUCGUCGAGACUGUUAAGGUCCUCCAGGGGGAGGCCCCACUCUGGCAGGGGGAUAUCGAUCAGGUCCCAACAUCGGCUGCAGUUAUCGGAUUGGUACACCAGUUGGAGGACUGGAACCCACUCGCCCAACGGAUCGCCGUCCAACCCAUCUCGCCCUGCGCCGUCGACCCGCUCCGAAACAAGAGCAUUGCGGUUCUGACAUCGUCCUACAUCUACGCCGACAUGUGUAUGGCCGAAGCCGCCCUGCCCUCGGCCGACAACAAGCGCAUCUAUGCCGAGAAACACGGCUACUACUUUGUCGCUCGCGCCGCCGAGUUUGCCCAGGAGGAAUUCCGACAUCGUCAACGGGUCUGGGGCAAGAUUGGGGCCAUCCAGAAGACGCUUCCGCAUUAUGAGUGGUUGCUUUGGAUGGAUAUGGAUGCGAUUGUUGCGAAUCUGGACCAGGAUGUGAGAGAGAUUAUUCGCAAGGCGGAGGCGUUGAAUGUGAACAAGCAGAAUGAGGUUAGCAUUAUUGUCUCCCGGCCGUUGAAGGAUGUGAUGUUGAAUGCGGGAGUCAUGUUGAUCAAGAAUACGGAUUGGAGCAGGAAGUUCUUGAAUGAAGUUCAGAGGCGCAAGACUUGGUAUAAUCAAAGGCCUAGUUAUGAGCAGGGCGCCAUCUGGGAGGUCAUGCAGGAUCCUCUCUGGACCUCUGGGGUGUACCUCUUUGACAGGGACGUUCAUACCAUGAACACCUUCCCAUCUUUCUACGAGCAGGGAGACUUCAUUGUCCACUUUGCCCCCGCAGGAUGUCCAGCCGUGUCUGUGAUCCAGGCCCUGGGGAACAUUCGGUCGGGUGAAAGCAUUGUCGGUGUCGGCGUCGAGCCACCAAAGCCCAAGGCCGCAUAA